Molecule: messenger RNA, 3360 nt
Organism: Cladophialophora psammophila CBS 110553
Lineage: Eukaryota; Fungi; Ascomycota; Eurotiomycetes; Chaetothyriales; Herpotrichiellaceae
Exons: 3
Coding region: 1-3360 (1119 amino acids)
Biological process (GO): wybutosine biosynthetic process; tRNA methylation
Molecular function (GO): tRNA methyltransferase activity; protein binding
Source: RefSeq, a predicted model, not a curated record
AUGGCCGUACGUGGAACACAUCAUCUAACAGGUUAUCAAAGACAUCAAAGUACUGAGCGGUGCGCAAAGACCAACAAUGCUGCCAUAUCAUUCAAAGCCAGCGCUGAGCGGCUUUAUCUCUCGAAACCGCAUUUCCACAAAUUCUUCGCAAAAAAGGUGAGACGCGCCUCACCCGCGGUUCAUCGGGGGUAUUGGCUUCGAAUGCGCGCAAUCAAAUGGGUGAUCCAGCAGUUCCUCGAGAGGCCGUCGGGUCAGAAGAAAGUCAUCCUCAAUCUCGGUGCCGGAUAUGAUCCUUUGCCGUUCGGUUGGCUGUUGCAGAAGAACAAGAUUUGUUCCGAUGUCAAAUUCGUCGAUGUCGACUAUGACUUGGUGAUGGAGACGAAGAGAGACAUCGUCACGAGCACACCAGAGAUGAGGGACUUGUUGCAUUUCACCCGGUCAAUCACCCGGUCAACUUGCGUCGGCAGCGACCCUUCGGUGUUGAUUGACAGCGAAGAAUAUGCCGCAAUCGGGUGCGAUUUGCGCAACCUUCAGAGGUUGGAAAGACUGCUCAGGUCCGUGGUCAGUGUGGAGGGAAGCUCAGUCCUUUGCAUAGCCGAGGAUUCUACCUCGUUCAUGCCUGUGGGCGCUGCCGAUACUCUCAUCUCUUGGUGUUCAAGGCUCUCGAAAGACGUCACAUUUUGUCUCCUGGAGCCUUGUAGCCCCGAUCAACCAGACAACCCUUUUACAAGGAAAAUGACCGAUCACUAUGCCGCCCUCGGCACGCCCUUGAAAUCCAUCUUCGAAUAUCCAGAUGAUCGCUCUCAAAUUCAGCGCUUUAGCAAUGCAGGCUUCACCCAGAUUGAUUACCAGUCACUAUGGGAGCUUUGGGCCGAUGCUCGCUUUCUGUCUCCUUCCCAGCGUAUGGAGCUGGAUCACGUUGAGCCUUUCGACGACUGGGAAGAAUUUGCCCUCUGGGCAAGUCACUAUUGCCUGGUUGUCGCACAGAAUGGCAUUCAUCCUGUCCUUCCAGGGAAAAUGAUCAAGUCUCGUGCCGACUCGGUUUCCAGCGAAGCUUCCGAUAUCUCGGCGAGGACUUCGUCACCAUGCAAUCCCGACUCUGAACAUUUCGCUUUUCGAUACUACAACGAUCCGGGCGAUCUCUGUCAACGUCACCACGGAUCAGCCUAUCCCAUACCCGACCAGGACGCUGUUGCCAUCUUUGGCGGUGCUGGAUCAAAGUCGUGCCUUUCUACAAGUGCUGUCUGUCGACCACGCCAUCUGAACGACGAGACACCCAUAGUUUUGCCGCCUGAAGUCGGUGCACGAUGUUGUCAUGUCAUCACCGCUCUGAACAAUGGAGACAACAUUCUGGUCGGUGGCCGCCUCUCGCCAACUCAACCUCUGAAGGACUGUUGGCUCCAAAAAGGAAAUACAUGGUAUCGUAUCCAUGAUCUACCAGAAGGACGAUAUCGACACCGAAUAGCGCCUGUCACCUUGCCCGACAAUGUGUUCGGUGCCAUCUGCUUUGGUGGCAAGGUAAGCCCUUCCAAAGUUGCUAUCGACGUGCUGUUGUGGGAGCCCAACAAAGGCUGGCGCGCGCUCCGGAUUUUCGGCAAAGACCCGAAACCUAGGUUCGGACCGAAUUUUGUGUGUCUGGGUUUCAACCACGGCUUGUUGUUUGGCGGGAUGAGGCAGGACGGCGUUAUCUGCCAGGGGUUCUGGCGCUGGCGACUUGUGAUACGCGACAAUGCCGUACAGGCACUGAGGUUCCGCCCGUCCCACGGAUUGGAUACCAGCAUUGGAUCAUACCAAUACUUUGCCCGAUUCGGUGCUUCUUACGGCUUUGUGCAAGACUAUCUUUUAAUCAUUGGCGGCAUAGCCAGGUUGGGAUGCAUACCCAGAACGUACGAGAUCCUGUCUCUCACGGGGACAUUCUCGACCUGGCAUGACGAGAGCAAGGAGCCGAGCUUCCGGGUGGUGGCCGUGGAGGCUAUGUGCUCGCAAGAUUGUCCGCGGCCGUUCCUGAUCGGCCAUUCUACACUUCGAACACGAACAGGGAUGUACGUUAUCCUCGGUGGUGGCGCCGACUGCUUCAACCACGGCGAGUACUUCAACAAAGGCAUAUGGGUUCUCUAUGAGAAAGAAGCCGGACUUGCGGCUGAUUGGGUCAUUGUGCCUAGUAAGGCUUCGAAGUAUCCUCCAGCAAACUCCGACUCGAGCUACACCGCAGUUGAGAGGUGUCCUGAGGGCGUUUUAAUUGCCCCAGCCCUGGUAACCGAUCCUGAGGGUUUUCAUGCCGCAGUGCGUCUGUCGCGGCCUCUGCUCAUGAGCGGGCUUGAUGCGGGCCUCUGUCGGUCGCGUCCAGGCGACUUUCUUAAGAACCCACUCCUCCAAAACACUAUGCGCGAAGAAACGAGCACUUUACUCAGUCCUUCGAAUUUUGAGAACAUGUCACUAGUCCAACUCUUGGACGAGCUCGGCGUGUCAUCGACAGCGUUCGACCUUCGCAGUUCUGAAUUCAAAAACAGCAAUCCGAUGUCCCUCCACAAGUACCAACUGGAUAUUGGUGAUCAGUUCCGGAUGCCCGUACAUCUCAGCGGCGUCAGUCCACUUAUACACUCGCUGCAGUUGAUUAUAUCGAAGAAUAUCUCCACCAAGCUCCAGUACAGUGCAAUGGCACAUAUUCUGUUCCAAACCUACGGCACCCGAAAACUGCUCCUGUUUCCACCAAGCGACCAAAGCAAGCUCGACUUCCCACCCGGAGCGACCACGAGCGAUCUUGAUAUAUUCUGUGACAAGACGCCGUUACAGGACCACAUCUUCUAUGCCCCACCAGGGACAAGCCCCCACAUAGCCAUACAAAAGCCCGGAGAUGCCUUGUUCGUUCCACCUUUCUGGUCUGUGGCCAGUGUGAUGCUCCUCAAUGGCAGCAAUGGAAAAGACCGUCCGUGUAAUGGUCUCUUCUUGUCGAGCACCCCGAGGCAGGAGCUCUCUAGCCUCAGCAACAAUGGCUCAAUCUCUGGCCGGGAAUCUGUGUCCGAUUCAAAUGAAGCGCCACAUAUCCAGGAUCCUUGGGUCGACGGAACUGUCAAGCUCGCGUUUCGUAACUUGCCGCUUGAUAUGUUUACUGGCAAUCGCCAUCAUGACGCAUCGCCCGAUCUCGCAGCCUACGAUGAGAGCCGACAAGACCUUGAAAAUGUUGUGAAAAGAUUCACUUCGAACCUUUGUCAUUCUGCGCCAGUGCUGAAUGGACAAAGUACUCCUACCAAGUCUGUUGCCAGUUCCGACCUCGUACUUGCAAACAUUCCAAAGGAUGUAGCCAAAGCAUACCUGCAAAGAUUGGGCAGAGAGCUACUGAUGAAAGCCGAGGAGUUGUGA